Seriola aureovittata is the source of this 4388-nucleotide messenger RNA. It is a transcript of the gene ntn5, whose product is annotated as netrin 5. Lineage: Eukaryota; Metazoa; Chordata; Actinopteri; Carangiformes; Carangidae. The transcript has 7 exons. The record is from RefSeq and is a predicted model, not a curated record. The coding region runs from base 157 to 2676 and encodes 839 amino acids. Gene Ontology annotation, molecular function: protein binding.
GCCCCCUCUCGGUAGGUUUGUCUUCCCGCUCUGCUCCUCUGCAGACGAGCUGGAUGUCCGGACACUUGCUGCGCUCCUCUUCAUGAUCAGGAGGCAUCGCAGGAGCAGGAGAAGCGGGGAGAAGGAGAAUCACUGGGACGCACAUGGCUCGAUGACAUGAUGUUCCUACCCUUUUCCCCUCCCCCCUCCACCUCUCUCUUCCCUGUUUUCCUUCUACUCCUCCUUUUCCUCCCUCCGUCCCUCGUCUCUUCUUCCCUUUCCCACACCCCGUUGAGCUGGACUUCGCCUCAUGACCCCUGCUAUCACCUAGACGGCCGCCCGCGACACUGCUUGUCGGAGUUUAUCAACGCUGCCUAUGGAGUCCCGGUUAAUGCUAGUCACUCGCAACAAGGGCCAGACUAUGACAGCAACAUCAUCACCUUGACAGACCUCCACAACCCUCACAACCUCACAUGCUGGAUGGCUCACAGAGGCACUGACACCGGGGAAUGGGUCCUCACCGUACCGCUGGGCCGCCGCUUUGAGAUCACUUACAUAAGUUUGCAGUUCUGCCACCAGGGGGAGCCAUCAGACCCCAUCUCCAUCUCCAUCCUCAAGUCGAUGGACUUCGGGCGCACCUGGAGGCCGAUGCAGCACUACUCCAGCGACUGCCUUGGAAACUUUGGGCUGCCCUCCCAGACAGUGGCCCAGACCAGGCAUCAAGAGACGGAACCUCUCUGCUCAGACCCUCGCCCCCUGCAAAAGCAGAGAGGUGGCAUGGUGUUGGCCUUCUCCACCCUGGACGGACGACCAUCAUCUCCCGAUUUUGACCACAGCCCCACCCUCCAGGACUGGGUGACGGCCACAGACAUACGGGUGGUCUUCCAUCAGUUGUCUAAAGUCGCCAAAGCGGGCAACCUGGAUAAAAAGCAAGAAGCACGAUGGCGUGACGGUGGAGAAGAUGACAGAGGGACUUUUGGACUUCUGAGGUGGAGAUCAGGCUACAAGGGCCGCACUGGAGAUCAGGUCGACAAGUUAAACGCAGAUAAUACACUGGCAUUUUUUGACAGGGAGACAAAAAACUUAGAUAUAAGUGGGAGGAAUAAAGGGGAGAAAGUGGACAAACAUGGAAGGAAGGGUCAUAAUAAAGGGUCAGGUCAAGACGAAGAUGGACACAAUGUGACCAGCAAAGAAGGGGGGGGUAGUUUCGGUAUGGACACUUUCACUUCCUCAAAGAAAAGUGGGAGAGGUAGAGGGCGUGGUCACAAGAAGGAGCGCAUUCAUUGGCUUCCUUGCCCCAAUGGCAACUGCAAUUGGACAGUGGAGGGGCGGAACAGGGGCAACAAAGGGCGGGAACUGAGGAAGAGGAGGAACAAUAAUCUCAACACGAGACAAAGUGCCAGGAAUCUGCAGGUGGCUCCGCCCUCUGCUUUUAUCUCUCACGUCCGAGCUCCUCUGGCCCUCUCUGACCUGCAGGUUGGAGGCAGGUGUAAAUGUAACGGACACGCUUCCAGGUGUCGCCGUGACGACACAGGCCGGGCAGUAUGUGUGUGCGAGCAUCACACGGCAGGGCCAGACUGUGAUGUGUGUGAGGAUUUCUACUUUGACAGACCGUGGCAUCGGGCUACACCCACGCACCCAAACCCCUGUGUUGCCUGCGAGUGUAACGGCCAUUCAAACAAGUGCCGCUUCAGCAUGGAGGUGUUUCAGCAGUCGGGCCGACGCAGCGGAGGCGUGUGUCAGAAGUGCCGCCACCACACGGCUGGACGCCACUGCCAGUACUGCCAGAAUGGGUACACCCGCAACCACAGCAAGCCACUGAACCACCGCAAGGCCUGCCAACCAUGUCAGUGCCAUCCCCUGGGAGCAGUGGGUCGCUGGUGCAACCAGACCUCAGGUCAGUGUCUGUGCCGAGAAGGGGUGAUGGGCCUCAGGUGCAACCGCUGUGCCCCAGGAUACAAACAGGGCAAGUCCCCUCUACGGCCCUGCAUACGAAUUCAAGAGAUCGCUCCGACCCCAGUGUACCAACCUCAAUACAGCAUCGCGGAGGAGUGUGUUUCAUAUUGCCAGCCUUCUCAGGUUAAAGUCAGGAUGAACUUGGAGACCUAUUGUCUCAAGGACUACGUGCUGAAGGUGCAGGUGAGAGGGAUGGAGCGUUCAGGUCCCUGGUGGCAGUUCUCCAUCUCAGUCCAAACCGUCUUCCGCACAGGGUCCACCUCUCGCGUUCGCAGGGGCCCCCAAUCCCUCUGGGUCCCCGACCGUGACCUCGGCUGCGGCUGCCCCGCCCUCCACGUGGGUCGGACAUACCUCCUGAUUGGCGCAGAGGAAGGAGAGCGAGGCUGGGGCCCAGAGGAGAGUCGCCUGGUGGCGGACCGCUCUACUCUGGCCCUCCAGUGGCGGGAACACUGGAGCCCCAAACUCAGGGGCUUCCGGGGGCAGGACAAGAGGGGCCGCUGCCCUCCAAAAUCCCCCAACAGCCACCACAGGGAGCACUCAAAACCCCAGUCUGGGUACGUCCCCCCUCACCUGCUGACUGAGAAAGACUCUGACAGCGUGAACACGCACUCUGUAGAAGUGGACGAGACUCAAACCUUAGCAGUGCCGCACACACACCCUCACACAGAGGUUAAAUCCACAGUGGCGACCCCCUCACCCACUACACCUGCUCUGGUGUGUUCCACUCAAGGUCCUGAAUAAAAAAAAAUAACAAGGAGAAACAACAAAGACAGGAUGACUGAGAUUUUCACCUUCAUCCUCCACCUUUCUGGACAUUUUGCAACAAGAGAGCUACUAUAAAAAAGGAGAAGAAAGUGCUUUUUCUAAAUUUUUUUCUGAAGGUUUCAGGAAAAACAGAAGUGACUUUAUACAGAGAAACUCUCAACACACACGAACACACACACACACACACACACUCCUGUUAUGUGAUGUUCAAAUGCUGAUCUAAAAAUGUGAAGAAACACACAUUUCCUCAUGUAACUGUUGGGUUUGUGUGUUUUUGGAGGGUAGAGGUCAAAUUGAUGACGGAGCACUAACGUCUACAGCAGAUGAAAUAUCUAAAUAUACCCACCAAAAACAAAACUGGUGCUAUGUGAAAUAUUAGUUAUGAGAAUUUUAAUAUUUUCUACUAAAGAAACUUUUGAAAAUUAAAGUUUGACUAAACUCUGACUAAAAGGCCAUGCAGCAUUUUUUCCAGUAUUUUCUGAAUUAUAUUUAUUAUUAGAUUAAUUUACGUAACACACACAAACAAGGGAAACUUGACAUAACAAAAUAUACAAUAAGGGUAAAUAUUCUACCUCACAUUUACUACACACACGUAAACAAAGCUAAUUCAGUGAUUUUUUUCCUUUUUUAAAUAAAAACUAUUAGAGAUCUUGUUAUAUAAAUGACAGGUUUUACUACAAAUGAGGCCAAUACAACAUUUUUGUAUCAUAAUGAAAUUUGAAAAUAACAUUAAUUAAUUUACGAAAUAAAAAUAGUUUUAAACUGACAAACAUGCAAAUUGCAAACAUAGUUGAUAGUUAACAUUUAUAGAACCACUGUAAAAAAAAAAAUUGAACUAAUAUUUUCGUAAAAUUCAUAAAAUCCUUUUAUCUCUGACAUUUUUCAUGUGUUUCUUUACUCAUUCUCUGAGCCUGAAAUUCACUUGUGUACAUAAUAACGUUGCACAAAUUGUUUUUUAACAGAAAUUUGCCAUUUUUCCACUUUUAUAUCUAUUCUCAGUAGUUAGGAUAAAAGUAAAGCAAGCUCCAGGUUACGCACACACACACACACACACACACACACUCACAAGCGUGUACAUACACACACAUACACCUUGCAUUCAUUCUGCACAAUAUUUUGGGAAAUUGAGACUAUCUACAAUCUGGACAGCUGACACACAGACCAAACUAACCUCAGUCUCAUUUCCUAACCGUACAGGAAUCCUCAGACAGUCACCGGCCUUGAUAUGGAUCUAAAAAGCAUCGGCCCGACCUGUCGUCAUGGCUUCUGUUUCCAUUUGGGAGAUAUGGCGUCAUAGCCCAGGGGAAAUGGUGGAGGUGGUGGGGCAGUGUAUUAAGACAGAUGGGCGAGCUCCUAUUUGUUGAGCAGCUACAUUGUUUUGGUAGCGGCCGUGUCAGUGAUUGGUUGUGCUGCUGUGCUGAAGCCAACGAUUGAAAACACAAAGAGAAAAAUAGACUCGCUGACUGAUGAUUGCUCAGUGCGAUUCAUCACACAGUACACUGAUGGGAAGGGUAUGUGUGUGUGUGUGUGUGUGACAGUGUGUUGGCACGUUUUUGAACCCUUAUGAGGUUCAAACGUCCACAAAGUCCAGAAUUAACAGUUUCUUGGCGCCAAGUAACACACAGGGGCCCCCAAACAAAAAUCCACUGAUGCCGGGAAUACAAGAAAAUAAAAAUCGACUUUUCAAA